Artibeus jamaicensis (Jamaican fruit-eating bat) is the source of this 1832-nucleotide messenger RNA. RefSeq names its product NME/NM23 family member 8 (gene NME8). Bases 69 to 1832 code for a protein of 587 amino acids. The record is from RefSeq and is a predicted model, not a curated record. The transcript is spliced from 16 exons. NCBI's taxonomy places the organism in Eukaryota, Metazoa, Chordata, Mammalia, Chiroptera, Phyllostomidae.
CGCAGGCAGAAAGUGCAGCAGAAGCCCAGCCACCCUGAGAUUCUGCCUGCGGGACAUUCAGUGGAUAAAUGGCAGGCAAAAAGCGUGAAGUCCAGUUGCAGGCAGUCAUCAAUAGUCAGAGCCUAUGGGAUGAGAUGUUGCAGAACAAAGGCCUAACAGUGAUCGAUGUUUAUCAAGCCUGGUGUGGACCUUGCAAAGCAAUGCAAACUUUAUUCAGAAAAUUGAAAAAUGAGUUGAACGAAGAUGAAAUUCUGCAUUUUGUUGUAGCAGAGGCCGACAACAUUGUGACUUUGCAGCCAUUUAGAGAUAAAUGUGAACCUAUUUUUCUUUUUAGUGUUAAUGGCAAAAUUAUUGCAAAGAUUGAGGGUGCAAAUGCACCACUUGUUAAUAAAAAAAUUAUUAACUUGAUCAACGAGGAGAGAAAAAUUGCAGCAGGUAAAAUGGUUCGCCCUCAGUAUCAUGAAAUUGCACUUGUAGACUCAGAUGCAGAAGAUACUGGGGAAGCAUCCAAUGAAAAUGUUGACAAACUAUACAGUAUUGUUAUUAUCAAACCCAAGACUGUGACUACUGGGAAAACUAUAGAAAUUAAAGAAAGAAUUAUCAAAGGAGGAUUUGUCAUAGAAGCAGAAGAUAGGAGAGUGCUCACUAAAAAGCAAGUAAGGGACUUCUAUAGUCAAAUAGCUGACCAGCCUGAAUUUGAAGAUUUUGUUUCUUUAAUGACAAGUGGCCUAAGCUAUAUUCUAGUUAUAUCUCAAGGCAAUAAACAAGAACCUCCCUGGGAAGAAACAGUACCUAAUCCUGAGCCUGAACAUAAAGAAUCAUCUGAGGAUCAACAUGAGAUGGCCACACCUACAAUGAUGAAAAAGAAGCGGGACAGUUUACAAGAAUAUCUGGAAAGACAAAAUAUAUCUCAGUUUUGUGAUAUUGAAGAGAAUGUAGAUAAUGUUAAUAAGUUUAUUGAUAUCUUCUUUCCUAAUUUUAAAAACGUAAAGUUAGAAAGGAUACUGGCAUUACUUCGACCAGAUCUCUUUCGAGAAAAGGGAGAGGAUGUUUUGAAUAUUAUUCAAGUUGAAGGCUUUAACAUACUGAUGCAGAGACAAAUAGUAUUAUCAAAAGAAGAAGCACAGACAUUGUGCAAGGAAUAUGAAAAUGAAGAUUAUUUUAGAAAUCUUAUAGAAAACAUGACCAGUGGUCCAUCUCUAGCCCUUGUUUUAUUAAGAGACAAUGGUUUACAACACUGGAAAAAGUUAAUUGGACCAAGCACUGUUGAAGAAGCAAAAGGCUUUCUUCCAGAGAGUUUAUGCAUACAAUUUGCAACAGGAAGUUUGCCUGUCAACCAGUUGUAUGGAAGUGACUCAUUAGAAGCUGCUGAAAGAGAAAUACAGUAUUUCUUUCCUCCUCAAACCACUUUAGCACUGAUUAAAUCUCAUGUAACACAUGAACAAAGAGAGGAGAUCUUCAACCUUAUUAAAGAGGCUGGAUUUGAUAUGACACAGGUGAAGGAAAUGCUACUAACAAAAGAGCAAGCAGACACAAUUUAUUUUAAAAUUGUAAAAAAAGACUUUUAUAAAGAUGUACUGGAAACACUAUAUGAGGGUCCAUCUGUGGUCAUGGCUCUGACCAGGUGGAAUGCUGUUUCAGAAUGGAGACGAUUGAUGGGUCCCACAGACCCAGAUGAAGCAAAACUAUUGUCCCCAAACUCCAUCCGAGCCAGAUUUGGAAGAAGUGUUUUGAGAAAUGCUGUACAUGGAUCAUCUAAUUCCUAUGAAGCAGUAGAGACAAUUAAUAAAAUAUUUGAAGAUUUAGUUCCUGCAAAUAAUGAGGCAAACUAA